AUGAGCUCUGAGAGCGAACAGGAGUCAGAAAAGCUCAGAUCGGAGCCCAGCCCCUCUGGCACUGAGAGUUUCCACUCUCAGUAUGUAGUUUUAAAUACCAUCGGCCAGGGGGGCUACGCCAAAGUCAAGCUGGCAAGGCACCGCCUCACAGGCAAGCUCGUGGCUGUCAAAAUAAUCCGCAAGAGGCAGCAAUGGUGCCAUCUGGUCACCUCUGAGGUCGAAAUAUUGAAGAUGACCAACCAUCCCAACAUCAUCUCUCUGUUUCAAGUCAUUGAGACUGAGAAGAGAAUAUACCUCAUCAUGGAGUUGGCCGAGGGUAAAUCACUUUUCCAACAUGUCCGAGAAGCUGGUCACCUGCAGGAGGAUGAGGCACGGACAAUAUUCAAACAAAUAUUAGGUGCCAUGAACUACUGCCAUGACCAGGGAAUAAUCCACAGAGAUUUAAAACCUAAUAAUAUUAUUAUAGACAGUAAUGGAAGAAUAAAAAUUAUUGAUUUUGGGCUCAGCACCCAAGUGAAGUCAGGGCAACAGCUGAGCUUUCACUGCGGGACUUAUCCAUAUAGUGCUCCUGAGUUGCUCCUUGGGAGACUUUACGAAGGCCCCAAGGUCGAUGUAUGGACCCUAGGGGUUCUAUUGUAUUUUAUGAUAACUGGAAGGCUCCCAUUCAUUGCUGCCAACAGAUCACAGUUGCAAAGGCAGAUUGUGUUGGGAAACUAUCCUAUGCCCCGUUGCCUGUCAAUGGAGCUCCAGGACAUGAUUAGUUACCUACUGACAAGGAAUCCAAACCACCGGCCAACAAUCACUCAAGUAAUGAUGCAUCCUUGGCUCAAGGAGGACUCAGAGGAGUUCCCAGAUCCUUGUGAGAAACAGAUCUCCCUCAGGCCAGACCCAGCCAUUGUAAAAGCCAUGGAACACCUUGGAUUUCGAGCACAAGACAUUAAAGACUCACUCUACCAUAGAAAAUACAACGAGGCCAUGGCUUUAUAUUGCUUUUUCAAAGAGCAGGCUGGUCAGGAGUGUGACAGCCCUACCCUGGCUCAACCCAUGAAUCAAUUGAUAACACCAUACCCUUCUUAUGAUUAUAAUGCUACUUUCCACCUGGAACUAAGGAGAAGAAGCGAGCCCAUCUUGUUUUCUUCCUCUUCCAACAGUCAAAUAUCUACUCAUGGACAGAAGGUGAAGCAGAGAGAAGGCAGAAGAGUCAGUUGGCCUGGUGUUCCUCCCUACAGGUCACUCCAGACUACACCAACAAUGGGCCAAGCCCACAUACGUUUUAGGAGUGUCCCCUUCGGGUACUCAAUGCAUUUCAGAGAGAGGAGCAGCACCAGUGCCUCAGCAGAGCACAAGCCUGUCCCCAGCAGGGGCCAGCGCACAGGAUUCAAGGGAUGGGCCAGAAAGAUAGGAAAUGCUCUAAGGAGUCUCUGUUGUUGUAUACCAGCAAGAAAGAAACGUCGCCUGGGGGAGAAGAGAGUCUCCCCACAGACAUAA
Messenger RNA from Arvicanthis niloticus (Nile rat), 1488 nucleotides. NCBI's taxonomy places the organism in Eukaryota, Metazoa, Chordata, Mammalia, Rodentia, Muridae. The record is from RefSeq and is a predicted model, not a curated record.